This is a messenger RNA of Priceomyces carsonii, 1629 nucleotides long. RefSeq lists its product as uncharacterized. The transcript has a single exon. Gene Ontology annotation, molecular function: transmembrane transporter activity. The record is from RefSeq and is a predicted model, not a curated record. NCBI's taxonomy places the organism in Eukaryota, Fungi, Ascomycota, Pichiomycetes, Serinales, Debaryomycetaceae. Gene Ontology annotation, cellular component: membrane. The coding region runs from base 1 to 1629 and encodes 542 amino acids. Gene Ontology annotation, biological process: transmembrane transport.
AUGUCAGAUGCAAUAAACAGUCUAAGUUCUAAUAGAGGGCCCCAUGACGAGAGUCAAAGGAGUAAAGAGAAUGGCGUAGAAAAAGAAAAGGUAGCAGCCUAUGAUUCAGCAAGUCUUAUCCAGACUUUAGAAGAGGAGCUAUAUGAAACAUCUGACUUCGGGAAAGCAUAUUUAGCUAAGUCUAAACUUGUUGCUGAGGCAAUUGAUGACAUUGGCUUUGGAAGGUAUCAACUGUGCUUGCUUUGCGUUGCAGGAAUGGGUUGGUUUUCUGAUAAUGCAUGGCCAAUUGCCACCAGUUUAAUAUUACCAUUGUUGGAUGAGCUGGAUGGUGUACAUCUGCCAACAAAUAGAGCACCUUAUUUAACAUUAGCCCAAAAUUUGGGUUUGCUAGCAGGUGCUUUAUUUUGGUCUUUAACAUCUGAUGUCAUUGGACGUCGGUGGGCAUUUAAUAUAACGUUUUUCAUAACAGGUUUAUUUGCUACUUCUUCAGGUGCUUCACCUAAUUUCGCAGCAGUAGCUGUGUUCGAUGCCUUGUGGAGCUUUGGUGUCGGUGGUAAUUUACCAGUUGACUCUGCCAUAUUUUUGGAGGCCCUACCUACUUCUUAUCAAUGGUUAUUAACGGUAAUGUCAAUUUUCUGGGCAUUUGGACAGUUGAUUGCAAAUUUGAUAGGUUGGGGCUUGUUAGGAAAUUUUUCUUGCGAUAAGACCAAGGAUAUCUGUCUAAAGGCUGAUAAUCAGGGUUGGAGAUAUUUCUUGUACACUUUUGGAGGCUUAUCCCUAUUAAUGUUUACUGCAAGAUUCUUAUUUAGGCUCUCCGAGUCUCCUCGGUUUUAUUUAGCGAGAGGAGACGAUGCACGGGCGAUUGAAGUGCUUCAUCGUAUUGCUAAAUUCAAUAAAACGGAGUGCUCUCUAACUCUUGAGGAUCUAGAAUAUAUUGAUGGCUUGCAAUUGGAUGGCCCUAAGGAAGAGAAACCAACGCACUCUCUGUUGUUGAAAGCGAAGAUUUCGUCUUUUAAGAUGACUCAUAUACGUGAAUGUUUCGGUUCUAAGAAACUUGCAAUUUCGUCGUCGAUGGUGAUAUUUACAUGGGCACUAAUUGGUCUUGCUUUUCCGUUAUAUAAUGCUUUCAUUCCUUAUUAUCUUGGAACCCGGGGAGGUGCUGCGAAGACAUUGUCCACGUAUGAGACUUAUCGUAAUUCAUUAAUCGUUUCAGUGAUGGGUAUACCUGCAUCUUUGCUUGCCGGACUUUUAGUAGAACUAAGAAUUGGAAGAAAGGGUACUCUAUGUAUUUCAUUAUUAUUAACAGGUGUAUUUUUGUUUUGCUCCACAACUGCGAAGACGAGCAAUGCAAAUUUGGGAUGGACUUGUGCUUUCUCAUUCCUGUCAAAUAUUAUGUAUGGGGUAUUAUAUGCCUACACUCCUGAAAUAUUUCCCACUAAAGUUAGAGGUACAGCUAUUGGUCUCGCUGCGUCUGCAAAUAGGAUUUUUGGAGUUUUUGCUCCAAUAAUAGCGAUGUUUGCAGACUUGACUACAUCAGCUCCGAUAUUUGUCAGUGGUGCUUUGUUUAUCGUAUCCGGUGUCUUGGCUAUAUUUUUCCCAUAUGAACCCAAGGGUAAGUCUAGUUUUUAG